Molecule: messenger RNA, 2181 nt
Organism: Leishmania braziliensis MHOM/BR/75/M2904
Lineage: Eukaryota; Euglenozoa; Kinetoplastea; Trypanosomatida; Trypanosomatidae
Exons: 1
Coding region: 1-2181 (726 amino acids)
Source: RefSeq, a predicted model, not a curated record
AUGGAGAGUGCAUGCAUCUCCAAGGAGCUACUGCAGGAGGUACGCCGAGGUGAUGCGGCCAUGGCUGACGACCUUGUUGCGCUUGCUCCACGUUGUGGUCGUGCGUUUCGCUUAGGCACAUCAGUUGCGAGCCCUGUCGAUGGUGUGGCAGUGAGUGGCAUGCUGUCGAGGGCGGCCGCAUCUUCUGCGGCGUGCGGUGAUAGUUCUGGGUACUCUGUCGAUGUGCACGACACGCUCACGACGAGCGAUUUUGUUCAGCAGAAGCGUGAGGUUGGUCUCGUGCGUAUGUCCCUCACCACCAAGAAGGCUGAAAUCCGCAGGCUGGAAGAGAAGCUUCACCGCGCUGAGAAGCGACUGCGCCAGCAACAAGAACAGCUGUCGAACACACGUGAUAAGUUCAACAAUUUUUUGAAGUUUAGCAACCUCGAGCAAGACGCGGCUGUGCGGCGAGCAGACGACGAAACGCGCAGCAAACACGCCAAGACAGUCGAGAUCAAGAAGCUUUCAGCCCUCAUCAGCAAUGCCGAGGCAGAAAUGCGCAAGAUGCGGCUGGAGAUUGAGAACUGCAUCGCAUACAAAAAUUUUCUUGAGAGUCUGGCAAGGCCCCAAUGGUUCUACGACACGCUCAGCAGCCUGCGCAUUGAGGACGCAACGGAGAAGAUUCUGCUUGAUGCCGAGGAAGUUUAUCAAGCGCGGUCAGCUGCCCUGAGGGCGCAGGAGGCAGCACGAUUGGAGGCAGUGCUGCAGGCAGAGCAGACGAAGGAGCGAGAGGGUGCAUCCUAUGGAAAAAGGAACCCAACAUCUGUGGCGCUAGCAACACAACGGAUGGGAGUGCAGCACGGUAAGGACCGUCCGGUCGUCGAUGAGGAGGAGGAACCGGAGGUGGUGCCGCUCGAGGAGCAGCUCGAGCAUCUGUACAGCUCCAUGGAGGAAGAGGCCCGUGCUGCCAUCGCUGCCUCGACAGCGAGCAUCCGGGCCGAGGUCAGUUCUAUGGCACUGGCAGCUGUGAAGGACGAGCUACACCACAGCUACGACGAAGAGCGACUGCCGAUGUGCUUUGUCUCUGUCGAUGAUCUGCUGGAGGUUUUCAUUAACGUAGAGGAGGGCAACUUGUUCUUGAUUCAAAAUUGUCACGAACUGGAGGAGGAGCUAGAGGGUGCCACGAUGGGGUUCAUGCAGGAGCAAGAGGAGAUGAACACCAUGUUCACUCAGCGAACGGCGCAGCUGGAGGCGCUGACAAGAAGCGUAGCGGAGGCCCAGACGAAGUUACAGGAGCUGGACGAGCGGAUGGAGGUGCUCGAGCCCCGUGGAAAACAUCAGGCAAACACGACAGCAGGGUCGACCGCGACGGCAUUCAAACGGGCCACAGCAGGUGCGUCAUCUACUGGCGGCGCACGAAAUACUGCCGGUGGCGCCUUAGUCGCCAACAUGACCCCGGAGGAGCUGAGGAAGAAGGUGGAGGAGUCCAUUGGGCACAUUUUCCACGUGCUUCGCACUGGUGAUCAGCAGCUCAAGAUCACAGCACAGAGCUCCAACUCCCGCAAGACUACUGAGGGCUCCAAAAUCGCUGGCAGCACGAUUCGUGACCAAUCGCGUGCCGCCUCUGUGUCGCAGCGGGGUCCCCAGGCUCCUCGGCCGUCAACGACGCUGGUGGUGCGAAAGAAAACAGCCACCGGCGGCCCAUCUUCUGAUUCGCAGCGUGCUCCAAGUGCGGUGGGUCAGUCGGGGAGGAAAUCCACUGUCGCGCUGACUGCGGCUGCCGCGACAAACGCAGCGCCUCAGCAGCACCAAGACGCUUCUAUGGGCCCGGUAGAGCUGCUGACAAUUAUCGAGAAUAAAUUGGAGGAGUAUCACCGAUACCUGAACGACCCGGCAAACCACGUCGAUCUGGCCCUCAUGAAAGCCGUGAUGAAGCAGAGCGACAAGCAGCGUCGUCACCAGGCGCGAAUUGUUCACCUAGCGUGUCAGGAGCAGGAGCAGGAGGAGCGCAUCCGACGCGCUCUGGAGCGGUCGCAGGCACCACUAAUCCACAAAACUGGCAAGCAGGUUCGUCCGCGCUCCUUUGUUUCGAAGCCGAUGGACAAGAAGUCGCUGCGCAAGGCGGAGCGGGCUGCUGCUGUGCUGAAUGGCUCCCACGCAAGCAUAGACUCAGACGAGGAUGGCGCCGAAUUCUUCAUGUAG